Messenger RNA from Clunio marinus, 225 nucleotides. The record is from the annotation of a GenBank genome assembly. NCBI's taxonomy places the organism in Eukaryota, Metazoa, Arthropoda, Insecta, Diptera, Chironomidae.
AUGACAGCAGAGCUUUUUAUGUUACCAUGUAAAACAACUCUUGUUUUACCUCAAAUGAAUUUUAAAGCUACCGAAUAUCCGUCUGGAUCGUUCGAUGAACAUUGUGUUACUGAGGUUGCCCUUCAAAAUCUCAACAGAUUUUGUGUAAGUCUUCAGAGCGGGGAAAGACUUUCGUUGAGUCGACGCAGUGAAAGUUGUAGAGUCGGCAGCUUUAACAUGCUUUAA